AGCCAAAUUGUGGCGGCUUUCUCUCUGGAGCGUCCGAGGUUCCGUAGCGUGUGUUGAUCGCAUUGUAUGCGUUGUAUAGAUUGACGCUGUAGGUUGUAGUGCAACGCGCAGCCUAUGCGUUCUUUUUUUCUUGUUUCUCGCCUACUGCCGCUGUAGCCGCCGUUCAUCUCACGUUUGAGCUACAUCACGCCUACUCAUCGUUUUCACGGGCAUCGUCGAAGUUCGAACUACUGCAUCUACUGCCACCAUGUCUCUUUUGCAGAAACCUAAGAGUGAAAUGACUCCGGAGGAGUUGGCGAAAAGAGAAGAGGAAGAAUUCAACACCGGACCCCUUUCGGUGUUAACUCAGUCUGUAAAGAACAACACUCAAGUACUCAUUAAUUGCAGAAACAACAAGAAGCUCUUAGGUCGAGUGAAAGCCUUUGAUAGGCACUGCAACAUGGUGCUGGAGAAUGUCAAGGAGAUGUGGACGGAGAUUCCCAAGACAGGAAAGUCCAAGAAGAACAACCCAGUCAACAAGGACCGAUACAUCUCCAAAAUGUUCCUCCGGGGGGACUCUGUCAUUCUUGUCCUGAAGAACCCACUGGCUGCCACCAAAUCGUGAAUAAAGAGACGAGUGCUGUGUA
Dermacentor andersoni is the source of this 626-nucleotide messenger RNA. RefSeq names its product small ribonucleoprotein particle protein SmD2 (gene SmD2). NCBI's taxonomy places the organism in Eukaryota, Metazoa, Arthropoda, Arachnida, Ixodida, Ixodidae. The record is from RefSeq and is a predicted model, not a curated record. Gene Ontology annotation, molecular function: RNA binding. Gene Ontology annotation, cellular component: small nuclear ribonucleoprotein complex. Gene Ontology annotation, biological process: RNA splicing.